UCUUUAUAAUUGUCUGGGUGCUGAACUGUGUCUUACUGAACUGUGUGGGAUGAUGAUCGUAAAGAGGAAUUCGUAUGCAUUUUAUUUGUUUACAUGUUUUUUCUUCUUUUUGUUUCUAUUUUUAUUUUUUUGUUGCUGAUUUUAUCUUAUUUAUCUGUUGUGGGUUGGAAAGGUGGCUACUUUAUUUUCUUUUUAGAAUAUGCCCUAAAUUUUCCGCCAUACAUUCUACCUGAGUAGUAUAUUCUUGUUUAAUGAAUUAGAAAUAAUGGUAAAAACAAAAACACCAAAACACUCAGAGCUAUGUACUUUUUCUGCGAUGAAAGCACGCUUGGAAAAAAGAAAAAAAAGUACUUACCAUCACCAGAUAUCUGUAAUGUGUACAAUUUUCUAUCUAUAUGUAUACUUUUUUAUCUCACCGUUUACACAACUCGAGUCGCGAUAAUUAAUCAAGAUAGCGUCUCGAUAUUCUCCAUUUUCUCAGCUGUUAAGUAAGGAGAAGGAACUGCCUCUUCGACAUGGCUUUAGCAGGGAGUUCUGUCCUGAAUAUCCUUCAGCACACCGACGAGGACCCCGCAGCCGGGGAUGAGGGACCUCAGUCGAAGGAUUCAGAUGACUCAGGAUCUCGCAAGGCGUCAGGAUCCUCGAGUGAGUCGUGCGGUGGAAGAGCCCGAGAGUGUUGGGCCGCCCGUUACACCUUUGCCCUUAUGGCAUUUCUGGGUCUCGCCGUCGAGUAUUCGCUGCGCGUGAACCUCUCCAUUGCCAUCGUGGCCAUGGUGGGCACGAGUGAGGUCAACGCCACGACCAGCGGCUCUCAGGAUGUCUGUCCUCUCAGGAAUAACGGCACAGACUCGGGAGGUAAAGUCACGGAAGGGGAAUUCGACUGGGACGAGCAGACUCAAGGCCUAGUUCUCGGGGCCUUCUACUAUGGCUACACCCUCACGAACCUGGUGGGCGGGCGGGCGGCGGAGCACUUCGGUGGGCGCCUGGUCUUCGGUCUGGGGGCGGCCACAUCAUCCCUCAUCUCCCUUCUCUCCCCGCUGUGUGCGAGGGCCUCCCUUGGACUCUUCAUUGCUUCGAGGGCCCUUAUGGGACUUUCACAGGGGGUCACGAUGCCAGCACUGAAUUCCCUGAUGGCGACUUGGUAUCCCCCUGAGGAAAGAGCCAAGUUUGGACCUCUGAUUUAUGGAGGUAUGCAGUUUGGCACCAUCAUCUGCCUUCCAGUGAGUGGCUGGUUGAGCUCCUCGGGGUUCCUUGGGGGUUGGCCCUCUGUCUUCUACGUCUUCGGGGCCCUGGGGGUUCUGUGGGGGGUUCCUUGGUUCUUGCUGGUGCACAACCGGCCUGAGAACCACCCGAGGAUAUCCGAGGCUGAGCUGAAAUUCAUCACGGGCCACAGAAACACAGUGAAGAAGGCAGAGAUAGUGGCCAUACCCUGGAGAGCGAUUUUCACCUCGGGUCCGGUGUGGGCGUGCAUGAUCAUGGCUUGGGGCGGUUGCUUCGGUUUCUACGCGCUGCUAACGGAGCUGCCAACAUACCUCGCUAAUAUCCAGCACUUCGAUAUGAACAAUAGCGGUGUCCUCUCCGCCUUGCCCUACGUUUGCCUGUGGGCCAUCGCCUUGAUCUGGGGCGCCCUUAUGGAUACACUAUACGCCGCGGGCCGCCUGUCCAUCAGAAGGAUUAGGAGACUUUCGACAGCUUUUGCCAGCUUCAUGCCCGCAGCCGCUCUGCUCGUCAUGUGCUUCGUGAACUGCAACUCCACUUUGGCCAUAGUAGUCCUGUGCGUGGCCGUAGGAUGCACUGGAAGCUGUUAUAGCGGGAGCCUCCUGAUGGAACAGGAUAUCGCUCCCAACCUGGCGGGGACGCUCGUGGGAAUCACCAACACCGUAGGAUCUGUCACAGGAUUCAUUGCUCCUGCUGUGGUCGGAACCAUUACGAAAGAAAAUCAAGGCUCAUUGAGCGCCUGGAGGACCGUUUUCGUCGUAGCGAUGUUAACUUACGUGGUCACGAUAACCCUGUAUCUUUUCCUCAUGUCCUCCGAUGUCCAGCCUUGGAAUGAGCCGAAAGAGGUUAAGAAAGAGGUCAAAGAAGAGACAAGAUUCUGAAAAGGCCCACACAUACUUUAAGAAAAAGAAUCUA
Messenger RNA from Penaeus monodon (black tiger shrimp), 2133 nucleotides. RefSeq names its product putative inorganic phosphate cotransporter. The record is from RefSeq and is a predicted model, not a curated record. NCBI's taxonomy places the organism in Eukaryota, Metazoa, Arthropoda, Malacostraca, Decapoda, Penaeidae. Gene Ontology annotation, molecular function: transmembrane transporter activity. Gene Ontology annotation, biological process: transmembrane transport; monoatomic anion transport.